Molecule: messenger RNA, 678 nt
Organism: Dovyalis caffra
Lineage: Eukaryota; Viridiplantae; Streptophyta; Magnoliopsida; Malpighiales; Salicaceae
Source: the annotation of a GenBank genome assembly
AUGCCAUCCACACGAACCCCAAACCUUCUACCACCUCACGAUUUUGAAGGGUAUAUCCACGCUGAAAAAUAUAUCAUCAUCCCAGAGAGAGAGAGAGAGAGAGAGAGAGAGAGAGCGAGAGACAUAAAGAAAGAAGGAAUGGCCAUGAAGAAUUGCUUCCAAGUUAGUUCAGUGAGCACUACCAGAGCUGGUGUUUGCCAUCCUUUUGCUUCUGUUGAAAAGCUUCAAUUGCCAACAUGUAAAGGACUCAACACGUCCAAUUUAUCAUUAUCUUCACCUUCUGCAUCCUUUCCUCACUCAUUGAGAAGCAGAUGCCAAAAAUCCCGCAUUGUCUGCAAAGCUCGUGAAGCUGUAGAUGCAGUUCAAGUAGCGACAGAUGCAAGCUGGGAUGCUGUGAUUGGGAGUGACACCCCUAUUCUUGUGGAGUUUUGGGCACCAUGGUGCGGACCUUGUAAAAUGAUAGCACCAAUAAUCGAGGAAUUGGCAAAAGAAUAUGCAGGAAAAAUAGCUUGUUACAAAGUAAACACUGAUGACUGCCCUAAUAUUGCCACCAAGUAUGGAAUAAGAAGCAUACCAACUGUGCUGUUUUUCCGGAAAGGAGAGAAGAAAGAAAGUGUUAUUGGAGCAGUGCCCAAGACCACCUUGUCUAGUUCCAUAGAGAAAUAUAUAGAUGCUUGA